UCCUGCCCUUUUUAUUUUCACCAAAUUUUCAAUUCCCACUAUUACAAAAAUUCCUCUUUCUCUUUCGUAUUCUCUAAAUCCAACUUUUUUCACAAAAUCAAAAUUUGAGUUUGCCAAGGAAAGAAGAAGAAACCAAAGCAAGAAAACAAAGAAAGGCAAAGCAAUGGAGGCAUUAAGAUUAUGGAACCUAACAACGCCACAGCCAUUGAGGCAGCUCUUUCACCUCACAACCUCUACCACCACCACCAACUUCUCUGCUAGGCUUGUUCUUAGGUGCUCCUCUGCCACUACUAGCACGACCGAAGGCCACAACCAUCAAUCUUCAUCUUCAUCUUGUUCUUUGUCUUCUUCCUCUUCCACUUCAGAUAGAGAUGUCAUUCACACCAUUCACUUAAAGAAGUUGAUCUCCCAGCACAAGAAAGAGAAAGGGUUACCUUUGUUAAGAGCACCACUAAAAGAAGGAGGUUCAUCCUUACUUAACCCCUCCAUCCUCUUUCCCCUUCUUGCUGUGUUGGCCAUUGGAGAUGCUGCCUCUUAAAUUUCUUGUUUUCACAUACUAAAAGUUUGUGUGAUGAUUAUAGCAUGAGUUUCUUACAAAUUUUUAUUGUUGUUAGGGUGGCAAUCAAUCAAGUGGCUUUUGAUUAAGGCAUGGAUAACACUUUUUUGGAGGCUGAACAAGUGAUUUGUAUUUAAAGCAUGAAUAGUCAUUUUUUUGGAGGUUGAACUAGUUGUAUAUUGAUGGUUUGAGAUAAUGAAUUUAUGUGGUUGUAUAUAAAUUCAACAAGUUGUAUAUAUAUAUAGUA
Molecule: messenger RNA, 803 nt
Organism: Quercus lobata
Lineage: Eukaryota; Viridiplantae; Streptophyta; Magnoliopsida; Fagales; Fagaceae
Product: lysine--tRNA ligase, chloroplastic/mitochondrial-like
Exons: 2
Coding region: 164-538 (124 amino acids)
Source: RefSeq, a predicted model, not a curated record